AUGGCACAACAAAAACCAGAAUGGGGAAAUCAAAUGAAAAAUGAAGGUUUAGAUGAUAUGACAUUAUUAUCAAAAGUUUCCAAUGAUCAAAUUUUAGAUAAUUUAAAGAAAAGAUUUGAAAAGGAUAUUAUUUAUACAAAUAUUGGUGAUGUAUUAAUUUCAGUGAAUCCAUUUAAAUUUAUAGAUGGAAUGUAUUCAGAUGAAGUUUUACAAGAGUAUAUUGGUAAAUCACGUAUUGAAUUACCACCACAUGUAUUUGCAGUUGCAGAACAAACCUACAGAAGUAUGAUCAACGAAAAGGAGAAUCAAUGUGUCAUUAUUUCAGGUGAAUCAGGUGCAGGUAAAACUGAAGCAGCAAAAAAGAUUAUGCAAUAUAUUGCAGAUGUUAGUGGUGAAAGAGGUAGUUCAUCAAAUCAAAAGGUAGAACAUGUUAAAUCAAUCAUUUUAGAGACUAAUCCAUUGUUGGAAGCAUUUGGUAAUGCUAAAACUCUUCGUAAUAAUAAUUCUUCACGUUUCGGUAAAUACUUUGAAAUUCAAUUCAAUCAAAAAAAUGAACCAGAGGGUGGUAAAAUCACAAAUUACCUCUUGGAGAAAUCUCGUGUAGUUUUCCAAUUGAAGGGUGAACGUAAUUUCCACAUUUUCUAUCAAUUCUGUAGAGGUGCAACUCCACAAGAACAACAAGAGUUUGGUAUCUAUGGUCCAGAGAAUUUCGCUUAUCUAACCAAAGGUGAUACUUUAGAUAUUGAUGGUGUUGAUGAUGUUGAAGAAUUUGCUCUCACUCGUAAUGCUAUGAAUGUUAUUGGUAUUCCAGCAAAUGAACAAAAACAAAUCUUCAAAUUAUUAGCUGCUAUCCUUUGGAUUGGUAAUAUUGAUUUUAAAGAACAAGCUGGUGAUAAAGUUACAAUUGCUGAUACAUCUGUAUUGGAUUUUGUAUCACAAUUAUUAGAUGUACCAAGUCAUUUUUUAAAAACAGCAUUAGAAUUUAGACAAAUGGAAACUAGACAUGGUAAUCAAAGAGGUACACAAUAUAAUGUACCAUUGAAUAAGACACAAGCAAUUGCAGGUAGAGAUGCAUUAGCAAAAGCAAUUUAUGAUCGUUUAUUCAAUUGGUUAGUUGAUCGUAUCAAUAAGGAGAUGGAUAAUCCACAAAAAGGUUUAAUGAUUGGUGUAUUGGAUAUUUAUGGAUUUGAAGUUUUCGAUAGAAAUGGAUUUGAACAAUUUUGUAUCAACUAUGUCAAUGAAAAGUUACAACAAAUCUUCAUCGAGUUUACAUUAAAGAUGGAACAAGAAGAGUAUGUUCGUGAAGGUAUUAAAUGGGAGCCAAUUCCAUUCUUUGAUAAUAAGAUUGUAUGUGAAUUGAUUGAAGGUAAGAAUCCACCAGGUAUUUUCAGUAUUUUAGAUGAUGUUUGUCGUGCAGUUCAUUCACAAGCCGAAGGUGCCGAUCAAAAGUUACUUCAAUCCAUUGCCGUUUGUAAAUCAAAUCCACAUUUCGAUACUCGUGGUAAUGCAUUCUGUGUUAAACAUUAUGCAGGUGAUGUAGUUUAUGAAGGUCCAGGUAUGAUUGAAAAGAAUAAAGAUACUCUUCUCAAAGAUCAUUUGGAGAUUCUUCAAAUGUCAGCAAACAAUUUCUUGGUUGGUCUUUUCCCAGAUGUCAUCGAUACCGACUCUAAAAAGUUACCAUCAACAGCUGGUUUCAAAAUUAAAUCACAAGCAGCAGAAUUGGUUGCCACUUUAAUGAAAUCAACACCUCACUACAUUAGAACCAUCAAACCAAAUGAUCUUAAAAAACCAAAUAUUUUAGAAGGUGGUCGUGUACUUCAUCAAGUUAAAUAUUUGGGUCUAUUGGAUAACAUUAAAGUUAGAAGAGCAGGUUUUGCCUACAGAGCAACCUUUGAUAGAUUCUUCCAAAGAUAUUAUCUCCUCUCUGAUAAAACUUGUUACGCUGGUAAUAACAUUUGGAAAGGUGAUGCUCUCUCUGCGUGCCGUGCCAUUUUAGCCUCACAAAAUGUUGAUAACACUCAAUAUCAAAUCGGUAAAACCAAGAUAUUCAUUCGUUAUCCAGAGAUGUUAUUCUCUCUCGAAGAAACUCGUGAACGUUAUUGGCAUGAUAUGGCAAGUCGUAUCAAGAAUGCCUAUAGAAACUAUAAAGCUUUCCAAUUCGAAUGUUCCAAUCGUAUCAAGAAUGCCUUUAGAAAUUAUAAACUCUAUCGUCAACGUUGUGCUCAAACCAUUCAAGGUUACUUUAGAGCUUGGAAACAAGCUUCUCCUUUCUUUGAUCUUCGUAUGCAAAAUGAACAAUUAUUCCAAGGUCGUAAAGAGAGAAAUCGUUUCUCUAUGAUUAGCGUUAGAAAAUACUUUGGUGACUAUUUAGACGUUCGUUCACAAUCUUAUUUCUUGGAUGCAAUGGCAGAGGGUCGUAAUGAAGAUGUUAUCUUUUCUUCAAAAUCUCAAGUCAUGGUACACCCAAUUUUAUCCGCUAAUAAAUUAUCACCAAGAUUCCUCAUUGUAACUAAACAAGCCAUCUAUUUAAUUAAAUUGAAACAAAAGAAGAAUUUAGCUACCUAUCUAUUGGAUAGACGUGUUCCAUUGGCUGAGGUAACCUCUUUUUCUCUCUCUUCAUUAGCUGAUAAUUUACUUGUAAUUCAUACAUCAACUCAAUUCGAUGUCGCAGUGACAACUGAGUUUAAGACUGAAUUGGUUGCAUUAAUCAACAAACAAAAAGGUACAACUUUGGCUGUUAAUUUCGGUCAAUCAAUUCAAUACUUUAAAAAGAAGGGUAGUAAUAAUACCGUUACCUUUUUAAAGGAUGAAAUGCAUAAAGAAAUCUUCCUCAAAAAGAAUCAAUUCCAUAUUGCUUCAGGUUUACCAGCUUCAACUACCGUUGCCAAAGUUAGAAAAAAUCCAAGUCAAGUUUCAACUCCUUCAAAACCAAUUGCUAAACCAGUCGCUAAACCAAUGGUAGCUAAACCAUCUGGUGGUUCUGUAAUUAUGAAGAAACCAGCACCAGCUGCUCCACCAUCAGGUCCACCAGUCAUGAAAAAACCAGCACCAACUGCUCCAGGUGGCGCUCCAAUGAUGAAAAAACCAGCACCAGCUCCAGGUGGUGCUCCAAUGAUGAAAAAACCAGCACCAGUUCCAGGUGGUCCAGCUCCAGGUGGUUCUGCAAUUAUGAAACCAGCAGGCGGAGUUUCUAAACCAUUACCAUCACCAACUGGUGCCCCAAUGAUGAAGAAACCAGCUCCAACCGCUCCAGGUGGUCCAGCUCCAGCAGGUGCACCAACUCCAAUGAUGAAAAAACCAGCAGGUCAACCAAUGAUGAAACCAAUCGCAAAACCACAACCAACUCCAAUGAAGAAACCAGCAGCUCCACCACCUCAACAAUAUAUCGCUCUUUACGAGUACGACGCUAUGCAACCAGAUGAAUUAACUUUCAAAGAAAAUGAUGUCAUCAAUUUAAUUAAAAAAGUAGAUGCUGAUUGGUGGCAAGGUGAAUUAGUUAGAACUAAACAAAUUGGUAUGUUACCUUCAAAUUAUGUUCAACAAAUUUAA
Messenger RNA from Dictyostelium discoideum AX4, 3549 nucleotides. RefSeq names its product myosin IC (gene myoC). The record is from RefSeq and is a predicted model, not a curated record. The transcript is spliced from 2 exons. Gene Ontology annotation, biological process: phagocytosis; actin cytoskeleton organization. The coding region runs from base 1 to 3549 and encodes 1182 amino acids. Lineage: Eukaryota; Evosea; Eumycetozoa; Dictyosteliales; Dictyosteliaceae. Gene Ontology annotation, molecular function: actin filament binding; cytoskeletal motor activity; phospholipid binding. Gene Ontology annotation, cellular component: macropinocytic cup cytoskeleton; cytosol; lamellipodium.